Molecule: messenger RNA, 1085 nt
Organism: Cicer arietinum (chickpea)
Lineage: Eukaryota; Viridiplantae; Streptophyta; Magnoliopsida; Fabales; Fabaceae
Product: vacuolar iron transporter 1
Biological process (GO): intracellular manganese ion homeostasis
Molecular function (GO): manganese ion transmembrane transporter activity
Source: RefSeq, a predicted model, not a curated record
AGCAUAUAACAAAUAACUUGAUAGGAUUAUUCAAAUACAAGAGUUUCAAAUGGCUAGCCUUCAACCUGAGAAACAAACACUUCUCCAUCACCACACCGAGAAACACUUCACCGCCGGCGAAAUCGUCCGUGACAUCAUCAUCGGCGUUUCCGACGGACUCACCGUCCCCUUUGCCCUCGCUGCUGGUCUCUCUGGUGCCAAUGCCACCUCUGCAAUCGUCCUCACUGCCGGCAUAGCAGAAGUCGCCGCCGGCGCCAUCUCCAUGGGUCUCGGCGGUUAUUUGGCAGCAAAAAGUGAAGCUGAUCAUUACGCUAGAGAAUUGAAAAGGGAGCAAGACGAAAUCAUUGCUGUACCUGAUACUGAAGCCGCUGAGGUGGCAGAAAUAUUGUCUGAAUAUGGGAUAGAGGAACAUGAAUAUGCACCUGUUGUGAAUGCUCUAAGAAAGAAUCCACAAGCAUGGCUUGAUUUCAUGAUGAAAUUUGAGCUGGGACUAGAGAAACCAGAUCCAAGGAGAGCAUUGUAUAGUGCAAUGACAAUUGCAAUUUCUUACAUAUUGGGUGGAUUUGUUCCUCUCAUUCCUUACGCGUUCAUUCCAAAGGCAACAGAGGCAGUUCUUUAUUCAGUAGUUGUUACAUUGAUUGCAUUGCUUGUCUUUGGAUUUGUUAAGGGAUACUUCACUGGCAAUAAACCUAUAAAAAGUGCUUUGGAAACUGCUCUCAUUGGUGCCAUUGCUUCUGCUGCUGCUUUUGGUUUGGCAAAGGCUUUCCAUCCAUAGUACUACUUUCAUGCCAACAAACUCUACCUACCUCUUUUCACAACUAUUAUUUAUUUCUUCGCUGUUUACUUGUGAUGGCAAGUGGCAACUUUUCAUAUAUUUUCUUGCCACACUUUUAUGAACAACUACCUUUUUAACUUUUCAUUUUUAAUGCUCUCUUUUGAUAAAUAGAAUGAGUAUUCAUUUUGUUGCUACUAUUUGCCGCCACCACCAUCUGAAGAGGUGUUAAUUAGCUAUUGUUGUAAUGCAAGAUGGCAAGAUACUAAGAUUUAAAUGGUUGCAUACGGUAAAAAGUGAAUGUUUCAAAUCA